AUGCACCCCCCAUCUCCACAACUCCUUCGCGCCCUCCGCACCUCACUCACCACCCCAGCCCGACUCUCCCAAUUCCCAACAACCUCACGAUGUGCUCUCCCAAGACUGAGCCACCAAACCCCCUCUAGCAGACGCAACAACAGCUCCAAUAUCCGCCCAUCCCGCAUGGUCUCUCGCGCCCACGCUCAUAAGCCUGCCAGUCGCGACCGCGGCCCAGAGUCGAACGAAGACACUGUGACGGACUUUGCCGCGCUGAACGUAUUGGGCAAUAUCCCGGUGCCCACAACAGCCAUUGACGCCACUCUUGACUCUGGCUUCCAUCUCAACAGUGGUGUCAAGGUUACCGGUGGCGACGGUUUGCUGCUUGUUGGUGGUGAGGCUUUUGCGUGGAGGCCGUGGAAGGCUGUAGAGGGAGCACAGGAUGAUCGCGCUGCUAAGAACAGCAUGAUUAAUGCAAAGGGCCAGUUUGAACUUGAUGAAUCUGUUUGGGGAAUUUUGGACGUCGUUUGGCCUAAGCCUGAUAUGCUUAUUCUUGGUCUGGGUGCUUCAAUGUUCCCUCUCUCGCCUGAUACGAAGCGCCACAUCAACUCAUUGGGCAUUCGGGUUGACAUUCUGGAUACCCGAAAUGCGGCUGCUCAGUUCAAUCUGCUUGCUACAGAGCGCGGUGUUGGUGAGAUUGCUGCUGCCAUGAUUCCUAUUGGGUGGAAGGGAAAGUCUUGA
Penicillium nucicola is the source of this 720-nucleotide messenger RNA. RefSeq lists its product as uncharacterized. Gene Ontology annotation, biological process: mitochondrial respiratory chain complex I assembly. Bases 1 to 720 code for a protein of 239 amino acids. Gene Ontology annotation, cellular component: mitochondrial inner membrane. The record is from RefSeq and is a predicted model, not a curated record. Lineage: Eukaryota; Fungi; Ascomycota; Eurotiomycetes; Eurotiales; Aspergillaceae. The transcript is spliced from 2 exons.